Molecule: messenger RNA, 4878 nt
Organism: Rhinolophus ferrumequinum (greater horseshoe bat)
Lineage: Eukaryota; Metazoa; Chordata; Mammalia; Chiroptera; Rhinolophidae
Gene: PROSER1
Product: proline and serine rich 1
Exons: 13
Coding region: 813-3656 (947 amino acids)
Source: RefSeq, a predicted model, not a curated record
UAAACUGGCGGCGCAGCGUUGAGUUUACUCGCGCGCGACGGGCUUCAUUGAAGGCCCACAUGAUCCGGUGGGAACUGUAGGGGUAACCGGGAAGGGCUCCUGGCAGCGUUGGCGCUGCGGUGUUCCAGAAUCCCCCUGCCCGAGACUGUGUCCCCCUGGCCCCGGCUCCCGGUGCUCUCGGGCCGCCGAUCCGCUCCCGGAAGCUGUGGCAGUUGGUAACAAAGAGCCUGCCAGGCCGCCGCUGCCCGGGCUGUGGGACCCAGGAGUCCGGCGGAGCUGCUGGGGGUGAGCGCAAGCCGGGCCAUGAGUCCAGGUUCGUGGCGGUGAGAGCUGGCUUUUGAAGCGCCGGUGCGGGCGGAGAGGCCAGUGCCUGCCUCCUCGCCGUCCGCGGGACUCGGGGCGCAGGUGCCCCUGCUCUCCCCGCCGCUCCACCCAGGAAGGAGGCUUCACGACCGACCCCCGGUGGCGCCUGGCCUUCAGCUGCAGGGGACCGACUCUCAGCCCUGGCCGCCAAACCCGGAUUUCUCUGCAGGACUCAGAGGACCCGAUUCUUCUCCGGGGUGUCCUGAAGCUUUGUGUAAAAAAGCUGGGGACGCCUGAUGGUUUUUGAUUUUAGUAAAAAGUUUUUAUAAUUCUCCGUUUUUAGAAAUUUUUGCAGAGUUUGAAGUACUGUCUACCUCUUCGCAUCCUUUCUCCUGCUCCUGGAGUCUUUUUCUCCUCAGCUAUAACCAUUUUUACUAUCGAAGCUGACCAGGGAUGAACGUUUUGUAAUUGAAAGUACAACUUAUAACCACGUCGAGAGAGUAGUCAAGAUGGACAAAAAGUCCUUUGAAACGGUGCUGGAUGAAAUUAGAAAGGCUGUUUUGACAGAGUACAAAUUAAAAGCAAUUGAAUAUGUGCAUGGAUAUUUCUCAAGUGAACAGGUGGUUGAUUUACUGAGAUAUUUCUCCUGGGCGGAGCCUCAGUUGAAGGCAAUGAAAGCAUUACAACAUAAAAUGGUGGCUGUUCAUCCAGCAGAAGUGGUCAAUAUACUCAACUGUUUCACCUUCAGUAAGGACAAACUGGUUGCUCUUGAACUGUUAGCUUCAAACAUUGUUGAUGCACAGAAUUCUCGUCCCAUUGAAGAUUUAUUCAGGAUAAAUAUGUCUGAGAAGAAAAGGUGCAAGAGAGUACUUGAACAGGCUUUCAAGGGAGGCUGCAAAGCUCCUCAUGCUAUGAUAUCUUCCUGUGGAACGAUCCCAGGAAAUCCCUAUCCCAAAGGAAAACCUAGUCGUAUAAAUGGAAUUUUCCCAGGAACCCCUUUGAAAAAAGAUGGUGAAGAAUGUACCAAUGAAGGCAAAGGAAUUGCUGCACGAAUUCUUGGACCAUCCAAACCACCUCCUUCAACAUAUAAUCCACAUAAACCUGUUCCUUAUCCAAUACCUCCAUGCCGGCCACACGCAACUAUUACACCAAGUGCUUAUAACAAUGCAGGUCUGGUACCACUCGCCAGUGUCAUCGCUCCAGGUGUACCCCCUCCACCUCCAUAUACUCCUAAUCCAGUAGGAACAGAAAAUGAAGACCUUUCGAAUCAGCCAAAACCUACACAGAAUCAAACAUUUUCUGCCUCAGCAAGUCAGCUCUUUUCUCCUCAUGGUUCUAAUCCUUCAACACCUGCGGCAACUCCCGUCCCUACUGCAUCCCCGGUCAAAGCUGCGAAUCAUCCCUCAGCGUCAGGCACUGCCAGCAUUUCCGCGCUGAACAUGCCCAGUACUGUGCUUCCUGUGUUCCCAGGGCAGGUCUCUUCAGCCGUUCAUACACCUCAGCCGUCAGCACCGAAUCCAACCGUUAUCAGGACCCCUUCAUUGCCAGCCGCACCUGUCACCUCUGUCCACAGCACAACAUCUACUCCUGUUCCUUCAGUUUUUUCUGGUCUGGUGCCACUGCCAGGUCCUUCUGCCACUCCUACCCCAGCUCCUCAGGCCACAGCCACUCCUCGGGCCACUCCUGCUUCCAGUGAAACGUUUGCUUCUACUUCUGUCCCUUUCACUAGCCUCCCCUUUUCUACCACCUCUACUGCUGCUUCUGCCAGCAACCCAAAUUCUGUUUCAUUGUCAUCAGUUUUUGCAGGUCUCCCCUUGACCUUCACACCAACAUCCCAAGGCGUGUCCAACCCAACUCCUUCUGUAAUUGCCAGUGGUUCUGCUCCCAGUGUUGCUUGUCCACUUGGUGUAAACAGUCCUCUUCUGUCUGCUUUAAAAGGCUUUCUGACAUCGAAUGAUACCAAUUUAAUCAACCCUUCUGCUUUAUCCUCUGCUGUUACAAGUGGGCUGGCUUCACUCUCUUCUCUUACUAAUCACAACUCAGAUUCUCCUGUUUUAGCCUCUAACAAGUGCUAUGCCCCAUCGGCCAUUCCCACCCCACAGGGGUCGUCCACUCCGGGAUUGGCCAUGUUCCCAGGGCUGCCAUCUCCUGUGGCCAGCUCAACUUCCUCUCCCGCUGCUUUGCCUGUCCAGUCUCCUCUAGCUGCUCCAACAUCAGCUUCAACGUCAGGGCCAGUGAGUUCUGGCUCCUCAGCUACCCUUUUGCAUGGUCCCCACCCAAGUAACUCAGACCUGCAUAUUUCAUCUACUCCUGCUGUAACAACUAUUCCUGUUAUGAUCAAAACUGAGCCCACGAGUCCUACUCCCUCAGCUUUCAAAGGCCCAUCUCAUUCCGUGAAUCCCUCUCAUGGCACUUUAGGUUUGUCAGGGACACUGGGUCGCGCAUAUACUUCAACAUCAGUGCCCAUCAGUUUAUCUACUUGCCUUAAUCCUGCGUUAUCAGGUCUUUCCAGUUUGAGUACUCCCUUGAAUGUUUCAAAUCCCCUUUCCUCUAUUUCCCUUCCACCACAUGGUUCCUCCACUCCUAUCACUCCGGUAUUCACUGCUCUUCCUCCUUUUACUUCAUUAACCAAUAAUUUCCCUUUAACAGGCAAUCCAUCUCUUAAUCCAUCAGUAUCUCUUCCAGGGUCAUUGAUAGUCACCUCAUCUGCAACUGUCUCGUCCACAUCUGUCCCUCAUCCUAGUUCUACAGCAGCUGUUCGCUCAGGGCUUUCUGUCUCAGCACCAGUCUCGGCAGCACCUUUCCCCCUUAGCUUGUCGACUGCUGUCCCCUCACUUUUUUCAGUGACUCAAGGACCUCUGCCAUCUUCAAAUCCCUCCUACGCUGGCUUUUCCGUCUCUAACACCCCCAGUGUUACUGCUGCUCUCCCCUCAUUCCCGGGGCUGCAGGCACCCGCUACAGUUGCAGCGGUCACACCACUACCAGUUGCUGCUACGGCCCCAUCACCAGCUCCUGUCCUCCCAGGAUUUGCUUCAGCAUUUAGUUCCAAUUUCAACUCUGCUCUUGUUGCACAAGCCAGCUUAUCAUCUGGACUUCAAGCUGCAGGCAGUUCUGUUUUUCCAGGCCUUUUAUCCCUCCCAGGUAUCCCAGGGUUUUCCCAGAAUCCUUCACAGUCAUCCUUGCAAGAAUUACAGCAUAAUGCAGCUGCACAGUCAGCAUUGUUACAGCAGGUUCAUUCAGCGUCGGCUCUGGAAAGCUACCCAGCUCCGCCAGAUGGGUUUCCUAGUUAUCCUUCAACACCAGGAACACCAUUCUCUUUGCAACCAGGCCUGUCUCAAAGUGGAUGGCAGUGAAUAUAUUUUAAUUUGUAUUCUCCUUUGGAGCAACAUCAGAAUUGCCUAAGGACUGCAGUGAACGAACAAUCUGACAAAUGUGAAGUUGGCCAGAAGUCAGAAAAUGAGAAUGAGGAUAAUCCUGGGGAAAUUGGGAUAGGAGUUUAAAAACAAACUUGCAUUUUUAAAUGGUUUUAAGUAUGAAUACUCCCCUGUGUAAAUAUACUGACAAUUGUAUGGAGAAUAGUAUUUAAAAAGUGGGGACUUUUCACCUCCCACCUCAUGAAAUUUUGAGUCAUGUAUGUAAUCUGUGUAGAAAGAAUACUAAAGAGGAGGUUGAACUCUUAUAGCCGAAUACAGCCUUAAAUCUGCUUGUAUAGCAUCCAGUGACAGAAGUAAUAGUUGUGCCUCAGACUGACGGGUUGCAUGUGGCACUGGGGGAGUUACUACCCUUCGUGUGUAUGAGUGGUUCCCGAUAGCAUCAUUGGAACUCUGUACCCCGUGUGUGUACGCAAAAGGGGAUUUGAGACCCACAGUUAUUUUUAAUUUCUGACAUUAAUGAUCAUACAUAGUCUGCUGACUUUAACUCUAUAUUUAAGUAAGUGAAAAUGGUGCUUAAUACAGUCUUUAGAAUAACUUUCAGGUGUUUUCAACUACAAAUAUAUAUCCAGAACUACUUUCUUACAGAAAUACAAGUAAGGCUUGUGAUAAUUUGCCUUUAACACUUAAUCUCAGCAAUAUCCAAAUGAGUGAGGCACAGCUGACUGACUCGUGGGCCACCUCUAUUACUCGUACUCUGGAAGCUUUUGGUGAAUGUUUACAAUCAUGGGAUGUAGUAUUUCUAUUUGUACUUCAAGUCAAAUGCUUAUCUAAAAUAAUUAUGUGACGAUACAUAGAGAAGACUUGCUCUGUUAGUAAAUAUGCAGCGUGUACUCUAUUUAAGGAUGUGUGGUAGUAUAACAUGAUUGAAUGUCAUUAAUUUAAGUAUAGUAACUGCCACAUUUGGGGAGAUGGGGGAGUAAGGAGAAUGAUUUCCGAUCCUGUGAUUAAAAGUGUAAACUAUAGAAUCUACUGUAGUACAUUUCAGCAUCUAGAAGUUUUACUUUUAUAAAGAUGGUGUUUGGAAGAUGUUGCUAAUGUAUUUUCCUUCAAUAUGGGGAACAAACUUUUUAAGUAUAUUAAUAAAUAUUCCUGUAUGGUUAGUUUUUAACAAUUUUUUAAAAUAAACUUUAUGGAUAUGACA